Molecule: messenger RNA, 2792 nt
Organism: Photinus pyralis (common eastern firefly)
Lineage: Eukaryota; Metazoa; Arthropoda; Insecta; Coleoptera; Lampyridae
Product: toll-like receptor 4
Exons: 4
Coding region: 624-2033 (469 amino acids)
Molecular function (GO): protein binding
Source: RefSeq, a predicted model, not a curated record
AAUUUUAUAUUUUUAUCUGUGGAAAAUUUGCCAAUAUCCCACCUAUGGAAAAAUGAGAGCUUUUCUUUAUUUUUAAUUUUCAGAUUUUAAGUACCUUGAAAUAAUAUUGCAGUAUUUCCACUUAUAUAAUUACAGUAACAUUUGUAGGUACUGUUAAACAUUUUUAAUUAAAAAUGCCUUUAAAAAUGAAUUUGGAACGUCUAUAUUUAGUCCUGCGGUACAUGUUAAUAUUGCCGGUUACGUUUUCAACCGCGAAUUUAAAAUGAACCUUAUUGAAAGUAAUGAUGUUACCACUCUCUCACUUCCACAUUGAGUGUUUCCAUCUUUAAAUGCGCAGGAUCGACAGGAUAUUCGCGGCACGCUGAAAAAGCUUCCUCAGUCAGUGGCAUGUACGAUAAGGAAACGUAAUUUGGCGGGUUUUGGAUUAUAUUUCGAGCGUUUACAACGCAUAAACUAUUGUUGCGUGUGAUUAGAAACUACCAGUUUUCUCUAGUCGCAUACUCGCUGGUAUUUACCAUGAAGCUACGUCAAAUCCAAAUACUGGAGGCACUUUGCGCUACACGUCAUCAAGGCUUCGAUCAUCUUGCUCUUGGCGAAAAACGAAAUUUAAAGAUUAUCGGAAAAUGAAGGAACUAUUAGCAAUUCAGUUUUUGAUAUGUCUGGCGCUGGCAUUUAAUGGGAAUUAUCCGGAAAAUUGCUUUCCUGUGUUACACUUUUCAAGAACGCAGUUUUAUUUCAACGACGUCGCCUGCGAACACAUAUCAGUUGUAAAUGGAACCACAUUAAACAUACGCUUGAAGAACAACCAUCUAACAAAGACAAUUUCGUUUACAAACAGCUUUAUUCCAAUUUUACCCGCCGAUUAUUUCCGAUUCUUUCCAUUCUUGGAAAGAUUGUUUUUACUCGGAAACAAUAUAGAAACUGUUGAACGUGAUGCGUUUAAUCACCUUAACCACCUUCAGCAUCUUUCACUUUACAAUAAUAGUAUCAAAGAAAUUUUUGGACUCACCUUUCGUAAAUUAUCAAAUGUAAAGAUACUAAGUUUUUCAAAAAAUAGACUGGAGGAAUUGCACCGGGAUUCUUUGUAUGGCCUAGUCUCUGUACAACAUUUAAAUUUAUCACACAACUCAUUUCGUAAAUUAAAUUCAAAUACGUUUGAUAAUGUGCCGUCACUUAAAUUGUUGGACAUAUCGCACAACAUCUUGCACAGCAUUACUUCUGAGAUUAAUUUAAAAAGGGCAGCCGAUCGUUUUGAGUCAUACGAUCAAGUACCUAACAACGUUUUUAAAAGUCUACCCAAAUUAGAAAAACUAAAUUUAAGCUUCAACAAUCUGAGUGAUAUUCCCAUUGGAUGUUUUGGCGGGCUUAAUGUUUUAUCAGAACUCAGGUUAUCCAAUAAUGUCUUAACGGAUGUAGACUUUGGCACAUUUUCGGGACUCGGUAACAUAGCUACUUUGUACUUAGAUAACAAUAAAUUAAUUUCUCUACCGGAAGAAUCAUUUUACGUACUUAAAAAUUUACACUUUUUAUAUAUUCAUAAUAAUCUGAUAGAUAACUUAGACGUAAAAGUAUUGCUGAAGCAAACUCCCAACUUAACUCACAUUUCUCUUGGUGUAAACGAAUGGAAUUGUGACAAUUUAUUUAAUAUUUUGAGGCUAUUAACGCAUUUCCACGUCCAUUUUGCAAAUGGUACGAGUUACGAUGUCGAAAAUGUAAAUGGGAUCGCUUGUACAAGUCGAGAAAAUUUGGAACAAAUCCGUGCAUCUGGUAAUUUUGAAGAUCCCUAUUCCACUUUUGUCUACAAAUUUGCACAAUUCUUCGACAGAGACUUUAAAAACACGCCUUUUUACAAUUUUUUACAAGAAAUCUUAUCCAUACCUUCGGCAGUUAUAAAUUCUUUAAAAAACCUUACUAAGUACAUAAAAGAACGGCGUGAGUUAGUUGAUGAACUCAACAGACUUAUCGGAAAGAAGGAGAACGUUUCUUUCUCUGAUGAGUAUUAUGACCAUGAAGACUAUGAAAAUGAAGAAUAAGACAGGAUAGCGACUGGGUUGAAUAAGACUAUACCAUAGAUGUAAUUGAUCCUCAAUGUUCCCGUGUUAUCUGUGUUCAUGUCAUGCUAUAGUUGCAAUCUUAGAAUAAUCGAUAUGUUUGUGAGUUUGAUUAAUAGGCAUUACAUACUUACCACUGUCGAAAUUGUUUAGUAAACAUUGCUUGAUUUAUGUUAUAUACAUUAUAUUUACUACGUUUUAUCCAGCUAAUUACUGACAUUGUAAGCCACUGGCAAGCAACAAAAUGUUAAAGCAAUAGAAAUAUUUGUUUGAGCAAACUUAAUUCUUAUUCGUGGAGAAAAAAAGUAUCGCUACUUUUAAACUAAAGUGUUAAAUGAAUUAGAAAAACUUAGAAGACAAGACGGUAACACCAUAAUAUUUGGUUUUGGCCAUCUGGGACAUGUUAUUUUCUACUUUCUUCAAUAACAUUGAGAGAGAAUAUGUUUAGCCGUGUCAACCUGUGAUUCUUUCUCACGUACUGGAGUACACCUAUAUACAAACUAGCGAAGAAUUAGGGAGAUAAUCUCAUAGUGACAAAGCUGCCACAUGUUAAGUGCAUUUUUCGAAACAGCAAGGGUUUAAAUUUAGUGUACUUUCAUAAGAAAUGAACAAUAACCCAUAGUUAUAGCAUAAAGUGAUACAUAAAAAAUAGCAACAUUUGACAUUUUGAAGGAGUAAAAUCGUAAACAAUUGCAAGUUAGAGCUUAGAGAUCAAGAAUUAAUCGAGGCACGGUAAAAAUC